Molecule: messenger RNA, 1371 nt
Organism: Striga hermonthica
Lineage: Eukaryota; Viridiplantae; Streptophyta; Magnoliopsida; Lamiales; Orobanchaceae
Source: the annotation of a GenBank genome assembly
AUGGACGGUCCUGAUUCGUCCGCCCGAGCAAUCUGCACCGCUGGAUCAUCAACGCCACCAACGCCAUGGCUCCCCCCGUUUUUUAAUCUUGGAAUGGAGUCUGAAAAUGGGGCUAUAGUUGAGGAUGAAAAAAGAGUUGUGUUUGAGAACUCUAAUGGAGGAGGGGCGAUUCUGGAAGUAUUAAACAAGGAUGAAACUGAAUUAUCCAAAGAUGUUGUAAUAAAGGUUAAAGGAUCAAAUGAGGGUACCAAAAAUCCCACCACCAAAGGCAAGAAUAAGCUCGAUUCGAAAGGGUCGGCCGUGUUUGGCCGCACCGCGAAACCGACAUUGUCCCAGAGCAUCUCGUUCCCCGCCAGAGGUGCAAUUGUAAGGAAAUCCGAGGCGCAUAAGACGGAAGCCAAACAGGGUCGAAAAGCUGCUGAAAAGGUUUCGAAUGGUAAUGGACAAGUUGUGAAGAGCUCGGGCAAAAGGGCCACCGAACGUGCAACUUCAGCUGCAGUGCCAAACCCGCAUCAAUCUCCAUUUGGAAAGCAUGUGUCACCUGAUGGAACUGCAGCUGGACCAACAUUUGAAGUUUUUAUUGAAAACAAAUUGGAGCCUGAAAACAAUGUAUUGCCUGCAAAGGAAGAAAAUGAGGAGGAUGCUCAUUCCAUUACUUCGUCGACUCUUACUCCACGUGCUGCCCAGCAGAAGGUCAAUGUCUCGACAUUCUCCUUCAGGUUGGAACAACGUGCUGCCAAACGAAAAGAGUUCUUUUCGAAGAUAGAAGAGAAAAUACACGCCAAGGAACAGGAAAAGAGUAAUAUGCAAGCAAAAUCGAAGGAAAACCAAGAGGCAGAAAUAAAGCAACUGAGAAAGAGCUUGACAUUCAAAGCUACACCUAUGCCGAGUUUCUACAAAGAACCUCCUCCAAAAGUUGAGCUGAAGAAGAUACCAACUACUCGUGCAAUAUCCCCAAAGCUCGGGAGGAACAAGGGCAACAUGUCAACGCCUGGCGACUCUCUGGAAAAUGGGGAAUCGUGCGUCAGUCUGAAACUGACCAAAGAAAAUCGCAUUAACUCACUGAAAAUUCCUAAAAUAAACGCCGAAAAGGCGAAUGCUGCUCAAAAGAAGUUACCCAAAAGAAGCUCCCUCUCGAAGCCUCAAAACCGGGAAUCUUCGGUCUCUAGUCAAGCCAAACAAGUUUCGAAAGAAGGCCAAAAGGAGCAAGCUAAUGCGGAAAGCUCGGACGAGAUCAAGGAUCGGCCAUCUUGUGCUCCGGAAAUGGAGGAUCAAAAGCCCGAAGGGCAUGAAAGUAAUUUGGCCGAGUGUAAUGGAUCGCGCCCGAAUUCUGAGGCAUUGAUUGCUGCUGAUGUCACCGCCGAAGGUUGA